AUGGAUUCUCAGUGGCAGCCAUAUCAGGAUCCCUUGAUGGGUGGCCGUCCCGCGCAGUACAACAAUGGGUUGACCUCGACUCCCUCCAAAUAUGUCUCCCAGCCGGCCUCGUCCCAGCCACCCAUGGGAUACCAGUACGAGUCCUUUCAAACUCCUGCCGGCAUCCCUACUCGUGCCCCCUCGAUGAAUUCCAGCUCUAAACCCAUGUCCAUUGCUUCGUCGCCCACUGUCCCCCCACGGAAUCGGGAUUUCGUCCUUGACGCGGAUACUAUGAUGGACGAUAGCGACCCCUACAACCGGGCCAAAUACUCGGUCAGAACGAGCCAUUACGCUCGACCAUCCUCUCAAUAUUUCCCUACAGAGGAGUCCACUGCCGCUCGCAGAUAUUCUCCGAAGAACGCGCUCUCUCCAUCGGCCCCGUACAAUGCCAGCCCGGGCAAGUCUCACAAUCCAUAUGCUCUGCCGCCCGGUCCAAACAACAAUCUUCGACGCUCACCAACAAAGUCGUCGAAUUACACCUCGCCACCCCAGGCGUAUCAGUCGCCUCCAUCUUCGUCUCGUCCUCCGCGUCUUCCUCCGUUGCAGUCGACAUCGACCGAAAUGACUCCCCCAGAACAAUAUUACCCAUCGUCGGCUACGUCGCAAUUGAGCGCUCCGUUUGGGUAUGAUGGACGGUCACCGCGGUCUGCCUCCAUUUCUGGUGGAAGUCAACAGCCCACUCCUGGUAGGGGUCCAGUGCCCAAAUUCCAGAAAAUAAAGUCGCUCCAGGAGCUGCAACCACGGGCCAAUGCACAACCUGCCUACAGACGUGCGAAUCCAGAGGGUGGUUUCAUCAGUCCGCUGCACGCGUUGACGACCCAUCUUCCUUCCUCUUACCGGAUAUGCAACCCGAACUUCAACUACGAGUCAUCUAGGAACCCGCGACGAGUCUUGACGAAGCCAAGCAAGGGCGUCAAGAACGAUGGUUACGAUAACGAAGACAGCGAUUACAUUUUAUAUGUCAAUGAUAUCCUGGGUAGUGAAGAUGCAGGUCACAAGAACCGAUACCUCAUCCUGGAUGUACUAGGACAAGGAACGUUUGGACAAGUCGUCAAGUGCCAGAACCUGAAAACGCAGGAGGUUGUUGCCGUCAAGGUCAUUAAGAACAAGACCGCAUACUUCAAUCAAAGUAUGAUGGAAGUGUCUGUCCUUGACUUGCUUAAUAGCAAGUACGACAAGAACGACGAUCAUCAUUUGCUGCGAUUGAAAGAUACUUUUAUCCACAAACAGCAUCUCUGCUUGGCCUUCGAGUUGCUUAGUGUCAACCUUUACGAAUUGAUCAAGCAGAAUCAAUUCCGAGGACUGAGUACGACAUUAGUGCGUGUCUUUGCGCAACAGCUUCUCAAUGCCCUGAGCCUUCUGAACAAGGCGCAUCUGAUUCACUGCGAUCUUAAACCUGAGAAUAUAUUGCUGAAGAAGUUAGUUCCGCCUAUCGCGACAGUUGGAGAUCCCACAGCAGCUAACCCAACUCCGCGCAGCCUGGAGAGCCCGAUCAUCAAGGUUAUCGACUUUGGGUCUGCAUGCGACGAGCGUCAGACAGUCUACACCUAUAUCCAGUCGAGAUUUUACCGUUCUCCUGAGGUUUUGCUCGGAUUGCCAUACUCUUCUGCAAUUGAUAUGUGGUCGCUCGGAUGUAUUGUAGUUGAACUUUUCCUUGGCCUCCCGCUGUUCCCUGGUUCUUCGGAGUACAAUCAGGUGUGCCGGAUUGUCGAGAUGCUCGGGUUGCCCCCGACGUGGAUGCUCGAAAUGGGCAAGCAAUCGGGCCAAUUCUUUGAGAAGACGCAAGACGAGUUUGGAAGGAAAUCCUACCGCCUCAAGAGCUUGGAACAGUAUUCUCGCGAACACAACACCAAGGAGCAGCCUAGCAAGAAAUACUUCCAGGCGUCGACGUUGGAGGAGAUUAUUCGGAGCUACCCCAUGCCGCGGAAGAAUAUGAAGCAAGCAGAAGUCGAGAGAGAAUUGAACAACCGAGUGGCGUUUAUCGACUUCGUCCGCGGUUUGCUGUCUAUCAACCCGCUAGAACGUUGGUCGCCGCAACAAGCCAAGCUGCAUCCGUUCAUCACACAGCAAAAGUUCACCGGACCGUUUGUACCGCCGAUGAAUCUGAAGUACGCCUCGCUCAACAAGACCGUCCCUCCUGGAAUCCAGCAGCAACAGCAGGCCGAAGCCGCGAGCAAGCAGAGAGCAGCACAAGCGGCACACGCACACACUGCAGCCCAGAAUGCCUACUCGAUGCAGAUGAACCAGUUCCAUCCUUCUCAGUCGCAGCCACCUCCGAUGUACAACGGAAUGUUUACUGGCCAGCAAGGGGCACCACCUCCGUAUCCCACGCAGCCGCCGGGCUACAAUCAGAUGCAUCUUAUGCCGGGACAGGUGCCUCAGGCACAAUAUGCGCCAUCGCAAAGCUUGUAUGCCCAGGCGACCACUAGAGCUGGUCGCCAGCGUGCAUCCACCAUGGACCCACAAGGGAUUCCACCAACGAUCCAGCGUGUUGCCAGCCACCUCGACCCGAAUGCGCCUAUCCGGUUACAACCCAGUCCGGCAUACUACCCGCCGCCGCCUGAUGGUUACAUUGACUCGAAUUCGGCGAACCAGAGGCGACGGGGAAGUCGCGCUGGGACUACGCGGAACCGUGAUUUCAUUCGUACUCUUGAGGAUGGUGUCCUGGGAGGCGAAGGGCUCACAAGCCAGAAUCAAUGGCAUUGA
Molecule: messenger RNA, 2745 nt
Organism: Aspergillus ruber CBS 135680
Lineage: Eukaryota; Fungi; Ascomycota; Eurotiomycetes; Eurotiales; Aspergillaceae
Product: putative protein kinase Yak1
Exons: 7
Coding region: 1-2745 (914 amino acids)
Biological process (GO): peptidyl-serine phosphorylation; peptidyl-threonine phosphorylation
Cellular component (GO): cytoplasm; nucleus
Molecular function (GO): protein serine/threonine kinase activity; ATP binding; protein tyrosine kinase activity
Source: RefSeq, a predicted model, not a curated record